This is a messenger RNA of Lepisosteus oculatus (spotted gar), 1630 nucleotides long. RefSeq names its product SKI8 subunit of superkiller complex (gene skic8). NCBI's taxonomy places the organism in Eukaryota, Metazoa, Chordata, Actinopteri, Semionotiformes, Lepisosteidae. The record is from RefSeq and is a predicted model, not a curated record. Gene Ontology annotation, molecular function: protein binding. Gene Ontology annotation, cellular component: Cdc73/Paf1 complex.
GAACCCCUGUCCCACAAUUCCUAGCGCAAGGUUGUCAUGGCGUUCUGCAGUUAAAAAUUAGUUAAAUGCAUUAUAGAGUGAAUUUCAAAGAGACGUUGGGACAAAAUAAUAAAAAGGCAGCUUGAAAGGCCGAUAUUUGGAAGAACAGAAAAUGAGUACGCAAUACAGUAUACUUUUCAAACAAGAGCAUGCUCACGAUGAUGCAAUAUGGACUGCUGCCUGGGGGCGGAGUGAGAGGGAUGGCUCUGAAACAAUUGUGACCGGCUCUCUCGACGAUCUAGUGAAAGUCUGGAAAUGGUCUGACGAGAAGCUGGAGCUGCAGUGGACAUUGGAAGGUCAUCAGCUGGGGGUGGUGUCUGUGGAUAUCAGUCACAAUGGGGCCAUCGCAGCCUCCAGCUCUUUAGAUGCCCACAUACGACUCUGGGAUCUUGAAUCUGGCAAACAGAUCAAAUCAAUGGACGCAGGGCCAGUUGAUGCUUGGAGUGUGGCAUUUUCACCUGACUCCAAAUACAUAGCCACAGGAAGUCAUCUGGGAAAGGUCAAUAUAUUUGGUGUGGAGAGUGGGAAGAAGGAAUACUCCUUGGACACCAGAGGAAAAUUCAUUCUCAGUAUUGCAUAUAGCCCAGACAGAAAAUAUUUGGUCAGUGGGGCUAUAGAUGGAAUCAUAAAUAUUUUCGAUAUUGCAACAGGAAAACUCCUCCACACCUUGGAAGGUCAUGCUAUGCCUAUUAGAUCCUUGACAUUCUCGCCAGAUUCUCAGCUCUUAGUAACAGCUUCAGAUGAUGGUUAUAUCAAGAUUUAUGAUGUGCAGCAUGCCAGCCUUGCAGGGACACUGAGUGGCCAUGGUUCUUGGGUAUUAAAUGUUGCUUUUUGUCCAGAUGACACCCACUUUGUUUCCAGUUCUUCCGACAAGAGUGUGAAGGUCUGGGAUGUUGGGUCAAGAGCUUGUGUGAAUACUUUCUUUGAUCAUCAGGACCAGGUGUGGAGUGUCAAGUACAAUGGAAAUGGAUCCAAGGUGGUCUCUGCAGGAGAUGAUCGGGCAAUCCAUAUUUAUGACUGUCCAGUUUGAAAAACGGAUUAUGGGCCUGGAACGAAUCUUCUGCACCUGGAAUCGGUCUCCCAAAAACACUGUACAUAUUGCUUGGCUUGGUAUGAUAAACCAGAUUAUUAUUUUAUAUUGAAAGCAGCUCAGCAAAGAAAAAUGAAAGCCAUCAUCUCAAGCAGUUUUGGGUGGAUUUUAUUUUGUGAAUUUGUUUUUAAAUAAAACCUUAUGUUUUCUUUGACAAGGAAACUGCUCUUCUCUUGGGAUUAAAUCUAUAAAAACGUUUUCAUUCCUGUUCAUAAAGGCUUUUACUUAAAUGUAGUAUUUUAAGUUGCCUUGUUCAUGAACUAAUUUUAUAUGUGAAGCAGUUCUACUUAUGCAGGUUAUAUAGAAGCAAAAAUCAAAAAUCAGGUAAUGCGUUGGCUUUAACCAUUCUGACUAUGAUUACACAAAAAUGUUAAGUAGAAUUUGCAUCACAAAUGUACUGAUUGGAAAUUGGCUGUCAUCUGUCUUGGGAACAGUACUGCCCAGAAAUAGUAACCUUCAGCACAGAAUCUUUACAUUAAAUUUCCUGUUUUUCAGCUGUCA